AUGAAUCUCUCAAAGCAAUCCUCCCUCGGUCAAGGCCUGCCCUCGAACCUUCAAUCGUCAAGCGGUCAUGGCGGUGGUCACGCCCCUCGCGAGGCCAGUGGUGGGGCGUAUACGAUGUUUGACCCGCAGCAGGUCAAGCAGUUCAAAGAGGCAUUUGCUAUGAUUGAUCAGGAUGGGGAUGGGAGGGUCACGGAGGAGGACUUGCGGACGAUGUUGAGCAGUCUUGGCCAAACACCCACCCCUUCCCUUCUAUCCAAUCUCCUCACCGACCCUUCCGGCCACCGCGCUCAAUCAGUUAACUUUACACAAUUCCUCUCUAUGAUGGGCAGGCAUUUACUGGCGCUGGACGCAGAGCAUGAUCUGCUCGAGGCGUUCGCAUGCUUCGACGAGGGAGAUAAGGGAUGGGUCAAGGUGGACGAGGUGCGGAAGCUACUGGCGGAGAUGGGAGAUAGGAUGGAUGAGCGAGAGAUCGACCGACUCUUCGCGGGGCCAUUCACAGAUCGCCAAGGCCGCUUCAAUUACGUCGAGUGGGCCAAAGUGCUACGGGUGAACGAUGGCGAAGAGGAGCGGGACGAUAAGCUCAAGAUGUAG
This is a messenger RNA of Dioszegia hungarica, 591 nucleotides long. RefSeq lists its product as uncharacterized. Lineage: Eukaryota; Fungi; Basidiomycota; Tremellomycetes; Tremellales; Bulleribasidiaceae. The record is from RefSeq and is a predicted model, not a curated record. Gene Ontology annotation, molecular function: calcium ion binding; cytoskeletal motor regulator activity; myosin heavy chain binding. The transcript has 4 exons. Gene Ontology annotation, cellular component: myosin II complex; cytoplasm. Bases 1 to 591 code for a protein of 196 amino acids. Gene Ontology annotation, biological process: mitotic cytokinesis; actomyosin structure organization.